This is a messenger RNA of Agrilus planipennis (emerald ash borer), 444 nucleotides long. RefSeq names its product cytochrome c oxidase assembly factor 5. NCBI's taxonomy places the organism in Eukaryota, Metazoa, Arthropoda, Insecta, Coleoptera, Buprestidae. The record is from RefSeq and is a predicted model, not a curated record. The coding region runs from base 13 to 255 and encodes 80 amino acids. Gene Ontology annotation, biological process: mitochondrial respiratory chain complex IV assembly. The transcript is spliced from 3 exons. Gene Ontology annotation, cellular component: mitochondrion.
UUGGUUUAUAAGAUGAUACGAUAUGAAGAUGAAGGAGAAACGCUGGCUGAUAAGUCGCCGUGUGCAGGUAUUAGAGCAGAUCUAAAAAUGUGCCUUCUGGAAAGUGAAUGCUGUCGUAUUGAAAAGAAGACACCCAGAGAAUGCUUAAAAAGCAAUUUAGCACCUGAAUGUCAUGCCCUUCGAAAUACUUUUUUUGAAUGCAAAAGAUCUUUGCUGGAUAACCGUGUACGAUUCAAAGGCAGAAAGGGCUACUAAAGAAACAGUUAUGUUUGUGGUUACAUAGUAGUUAUUAAGUAGUUAUAUGAAUCACAAAAAAAUCUUACCUGUGUGUGAUAAGUUGUUGAAAAAUAUAUGUAGGUAGUAUAAAAUAAUCUUCUAAAUUUAUCAAAGAUAGAAAAAUGGAAAAAUAAUAAGUAAUUAUUUGACGUUAAAUUGAGGUUAAAA